GAUGCUAUGCUUAUUGUACGGUUACCCUGAGGAAAACCGGUUUAAGAUUCACCAACGACUAGCUGGAGUAUAUGAGAACAUGAAAGAUUGGAAGAAUGCAAUUCUCUCUCUUCAAAACCUUCUCAGCUCAAUCCAAACCUCAAACCUUACUCCAGACUUGAGAAUAAAGAUGAGGAAAGAAAUCCAGACUAAGAUUACAUAUCUGCAAUCCCUUCCUGAUACUCAACCCAAACCAUACUCCUUCUCCGGGUAUGAACUAGACACGAGACACCCUGAGUUCUCCUCCCUUUGUGGGAGUGUCAGGGUUGAGAAGGUUGAGGGUAAGGGAAGAUGUGCAAUAUCUAGAACUAGGUUAGCUCCAGGUACUCUCGUAGCACAAGAGGAAGCUGCAGCUUCAGUUCUUUAUAUUCCGAAGAUAAAUACACACUGCUGGAUUUGCCAAAACUACACCAUGGUACCCUAUCCCUGCACAGACUGUCCAGCCAUUUACUGUUCCCUGGCAUGCUUCAAUAAACCUAGGAAUAGAUUUGAAUGCCAGCUGGUAUGUUCUGGAAUAUUAGAUGUUGUUGGAGUUAAAGAAUGUCAGUUAGCCUCAAACCUUCAGCUAGCUUUCAGUUUAAUAACCGGUGUGAGUCCUGACCAGCACGCAGGGGUUCUAGCAGGCCUACUGAAGGAGCCAGGAGACGAACCAGUACAUAAUCAAGUACAAGAAGAUGGCAAACCAGUACAUAUUCAAGUACAAGAAGAUGACAAACUAGUACAUAACCAAGUACAUGAAGAUGUACAAAAAAGAGCACAUGAAAGAGAAGUAUUAAACAAAAUAGAAGAAACUGAACUAGUGAUUAGUACAGGACCAAAGGAAACUGUUGAAAUACAUUCCGAAGAAUUAAAGGAAACCUAUAACAAGAUCCACAAUCUUCAAGAACAUAUAGAUUCUAUGAAUCAAGAGGAUCUACUGAGUUCUGGUCUUACUUUACUGCAUUGGAUUCUUGUAUCUGGGUAUUCAGAGGAAUCUGUUAUAUCAAGUGACUACCUACACCUUUGCAUCCAAUACCUGGGGAUUAUUAUUCCUAACUGUCAUGCUACAUUCCAACUUGAAUCCUCAAACACAGAUGCUAGCUCCAUGAGUAUGGUUGGACUAGCUUUGUUUCCAGAUGUGGCUUCAACCUUUAACCAUUCCUGUGAUCCUAAUACAUUUGUGGUAGAUGUAGGACAGGAACAGUUAACUAUAACUUCACGCUGUAUUGAAGAAGGAGAGGAGAUAACACAGGUGUACUACGGAUACUAUGCAGAUACAGAUAAAGGAGAAAGACAAGAGAAACUGGAGAAGAAAUAUAACUUUAUCUGCACAUGUCUGGCUUGUCAGUUUGAUUAUCCAACUUCAGCUGAACUACUCUCAGAGACUACGUUUUUGAACACUUCGCCAGAAAAGUUGAAAUCCCCCUUGACGGUUGAACAGCUGACUCUAUUGGAUAAUCAGAACUCGAGGUUUCGUGAUCAGAUAUCUGAGUGUUUGCAGAACAAGAAUCUAAAACAAGCCCUGGCUAUUACCAAAGAUAGAUUAAAGCUUAUCUCAGACAACAUCAGAAGUCCGCAUGCCCUGCUUGUGGUGGGUAUGAUAAGCCUGGUUAGAUAUGCCUGGAUUCUAUUCGGCAGAAAAUCAAAGGCUUUCAAGCCAAAGCUUGAAUUAUUCUUCUAAAAAUAUUCAUUCAAAUUAUUGAUUGAAACAUUUCUUUAACGUAAAAGACUGCUUGACUUUUUAUUGAUUUUGAAAAGUACAAAAAAUCAAAAAUAGUGUUUAUUUCAAAUGAUAACUAUAAAAUCCCUACAGUAUAUAGAUAAAUGAAAUGAAAUGAUUAUCUUAUGGCAUAUAUUAUGUCCUUUUAAUACCAUACUAUCUACCUCCCCCAUUCCCACUUUAACUUUAAUUUUAACAUUUAAAUUGUUCACGUAGAAUGUUCAUCAAAAAGAAAAUAUCAAUAAAUAUUUAAAACCUAAUGAUUCACAAAAGUCAAACUAAAGUUUAUUUCACGGAAGAUUGAAAUCUAUAUGUAAAUUUAGCUUGUCUGUCUGGGUGUCUGUUUGUUUGUUUGUAUCCAAUAAACGUCA
Molecule: messenger RNA, 2109 nt
Organism: Eurytemora carolleeae
Lineage: Eukaryota; Metazoa; Arthropoda; Copepoda; Calanoida; Temoridae
Product: SET and MYND domain-containing protein 4
Exons: 15
Coding region: 2-1699 (565 amino acids)
Molecular function (GO): protein binding
Source: RefSeq, a predicted model, not a curated record